GGGGGGGGGGGAAAGGGGGGGGGGGGGGGGGGGGGGGGGGGGGGGGGGGGGGGGGGGGGGGGGAAAGGGAGGAAGGAAAAAGGGGGGGGGGGGGGGGGGGGGGGGGGGGGGGGGGGGGGGGGGGGGGGGGGGGGGGGGGGGGGGAGGAGAGGGGGGAAGGGAAGGGGAAUUGUUGACUGGAUCACAGUCACGAAUUGGGCGGCGGUCUGGUGAUGUGGGUCUAGAGAAGAGUGUCACCCAGAAUGUAAAGAGACGAGCUGGCUCCACCUCAGUGGGGGAUACUUGCCAGUCUCCUGAGAGGACGCACGCAGCAGCCUUGGAACAGUUCUUCUCGUACAGUCUUUGA
Procambarus clarkii (red swamp crayfish) is the source of this 346-nucleotide messenger RNA. Lineage: Eukaryota; Metazoa; Arthropoda; Malacostraca; Decapoda; Cambaridae. The record is from RefSeq and is a predicted model, not a curated record.